UCAAAAAAAAAUGUAUUUCUUUUCAUAGAUUUUCCAGUUUUUCAAGUUUUAAAUAUUCCCAAAAUUCUCUGUCAACUUUUAUGAGGCUGCUGUCGUUGCAGCUGUUGCUGGCCAUGCUCCAGCUUGCCAGCGGCUACAAUUAUUGCCGCAAUGAGAGCCAUUUGUGCAACAUGGCCAAAAGGCGGCAUUUUAUAUGCAAUGUGGACUCUGAACUGCAUCCACUUUUUUACAGGGCGAAAUUUUUGGCUAUCGUUCCGGACACGUUGCCAUUCCGCAAGCUCAUCUUAGACUAUCACAAUAAGUAUCGGAAUAUGGCGGCUGGUGGCGAGUUGGUCACGGAUGGCAAUGAAACCUUUCCGGCUGCCUCACGCAUGCGUGAGCUCAUCUGGGAUCUGGAGCUGGCGUAUAUGGCGCGCGUGCAUGCCUCCACGGUGUCCUUCAAGCACACGAUAUGCCGUUCCGUUGUGCGUUUUCCGCAUGCCGGUGAAAAUCUGAGCAUGGUUCUUGCCAAAAAGAAACGUUUCUCAGUCAAAGAGUUGCUGGACUUGGCGCUAUUCCCCAUGUUCGAGGAAUAUAGAACGGUUCGUGAUCCCGUUGAUCUGCUCAAAGAUUUCGACUCUAACAGCCAUCACCUUGUGGGCCACUUUACGCUGAUGGUGAAUGAUCGAGUCUCUAGGCUGGGCUGCGCCUUUGCCAUAGCCACAAAUUGUGAUAAGAAUAACACAGAUGACUUUUGUCACUUUAUGACCUGCCAUUACGAUUUUAUCAAUAUGGAGGGUUCGUAUACUUAUAAGAUUGGCAAUGCAGCCAGCAAUUGUGGCACCUGGGGCACCUGGCCUAGUUCCAAGUAUCGCAACCUGUGCACCAAUAACGGCGAAAUAUUUCCCAAGGAUCAUGAUGAUAAUGACAGCAAGCUCCACAAUGUGGAGUAAUAUUUAUAUAUUAUAUUCUGGCAUUCCCUGACCAAAUUGGAGGAAUGUGUAAAAUGAUUGUAAUCAUGUUUAAAUUGUUUUUUAUAAUAUAUUUU
Drosophila novamexicana is the source of this 1027-nucleotide messenger RNA. Its product is annotated as venom allergen 5-like. The record is from RefSeq and is a predicted model, not a curated record. The transcript is spliced from 5 exons. Bases 81 to 932 code for a protein of 283 amino acids. NCBI's taxonomy places the organism in Eukaryota, Metazoa, Arthropoda, Insecta, Diptera, Drosophilidae.